Caenorhabditis remanei is the source of this 966-nucleotide messenger RNA. RefSeq lists its product as uncharacterized. Gene Ontology annotation, molecular function: ATPase activator activity. Gene Ontology annotation, cellular component: membrane. Gene Ontology annotation, biological process: membrane organization. NCBI's taxonomy places the organism in Eukaryota, Metazoa, Nematoda, Chromadorea, Rhabditida, Rhabditidae. The transcript has 4 exons. The record is from RefSeq and is a predicted model, not a curated record. The coding region runs from base 1 to 966 and encodes 321 amino acids.
AUGGUACAGACCAGAAAAUCAUUCGGAAACCCGAAUCCAACAACAGCCGAUAGAAAUGUGCGUCAGAAAAGAAGAAGUUUGGAGAUCUCGACUUCUCUCAACUAUCAGAAAGUUUAUCCGGAUUUGAUUGAAACUACGAGUUACGCAACUACAAUACAAACUACAGAACAGCAGGACGAUGACGAUGUCUAUGAAACGGAGAACGAUGAUAGCUUCGCCAGUUCUCAAUGCUCUGACAGGUCGUAUUUGAGUGAUAAUGAUACGUGGAAGUAUGGAUUAGCAGUUAUCGGAGUAAUUUUGGCAAUCGUUUUAGGAGUUUGGAUCACCGGAAUCGGAUCGAAUGGAAAACAGAGCUCUGUUGCUGCUACGUCCUAUCAAAACUAUAUCGACUCGAUACGCCACGUUCUUGAUAGCCCGAAAUUCUCAUCAAUUUCUAAAGACAAUCGUGUUCUUUUGAAGCUUAUCGGCCGAAAAGUGUUUCUAGAACCAGAAAAUCUUGCUCCUUUAGUGGUUCUGGUGGGAGGAAAGACUGCGAAAGAAUUCUGUGAGGCGGUGAAUCAAGUUGUACAAAAAGCGAAAAGUGAGACACCGGCAGGAACUGGAAAUAAGUCGAUUCGAGUAGAAAGUGACACAAAUCGAGCGGAAUUGCAUGAAAACUUGAGAGAAAUUCUCGGGCCAUCACUCAGUUCCCAAUCAUCUCCUCGAAGCGCUGUUGUUCUCGACGUAGAUCUUUUGAAAUGGGAUGCCGUUUUGGUUUUGCAUGCUUUUGCUGAUCACGAGAACUACCCGGUACCGAAGGCUGUUCUGUUUCUCACUGUGUCUGAUGACUCAUCGAUUGACACGACAGAGGAGAGUUGUGACGAAAAAAUGGUUCGAUUCUUGACAAGUCGCUGGAUUGAAAACGGAGGAUCAUCCGACAAUAUUCCGCCAAUUAUUGCACGAAUUUCUUAUUUCAUCUGUGUUUAA